AGGUGCUUGUCCCGCCCCCGCGGGGGGUCGCGGAGGCCGGGAAGGGCUCGCAGGGGUCUGCGCGCGACCGGCGAGGGCGCGGGCGGUGAGGGGGCGCUGCCUUGUGCCUGCAGGCGACCCUGCUCAGGGAAAGUCGGCCGCGGGGACGUGCUCCUGGACACCGCCGCCUCACAAUGAACGACCUGGACACGGAGGUGCUGCCCUUGCCGCCAAGGUACCGAUUCCGUGACCUGCUUUUAGGAGACCAGCCAUUCCCGAACGACGAUAGGGUCCAGGUGGAGUUCUAUGUCAAUGAGAACACCUUCAAAGAGCGGCUCAAGCUGUUCUUCAUCAAAAACCAAAGAUCCAGCCUGAGGAUCCGGCUGUUCAACUUCUCCCUCAAGCUCCUCACCUGCCUGCUGUAUAUCGUCCGUGUCCUGCUUGACAACCCAGACCAGGGCAUCGGAUGGUGGGUGACCUGUGGGGCUGGGGUCGGGGUCCCGAGGCUGAGCCUUUCCAUUGCGUUCCACUGGCAUUACAGGCAACUGUUUGGGGGACUUGUGACCAACACCUCACCAGACUCCCUAGAAGUCCUGUCACCAGAGCCUUGUGGAUCUUUCCUUCUCCUAGUGUGACCCUGUCCCAAAGUCAUGCCUAGGGUCACUUAGUCAUACCCAGCAUGGUAACGGGGUUGGUGUAGGGUAGAUCUGUGCACACAGCCACAGUGUGUUUCCUCGAGGAAGAGGUGUAUGCUAGCAAGUGUCUGUAUAGGCCCCCAGCUGAUGAGGCUGGCAGUUCUUCUCCUGAAGUCUUCUUCUCUGUGGUCCUCCCACUGCCCUGCCUUCUGUGAGAUGCUAUGCUAUUAUUUCCCAGCCCAGAUCCAUUCGGGGCGCCAUUGUCUUCCCUGUCUUGAAUUGUGUCCUGUGAGGCUUGGAAGCUGGGUCCUAUAUGCUUGCCUCUCCUGACUCCUACUCUAUUCCUUCUAUUCUCUCCAUUCUGUUCUGAGGUGACACUCCUCCCCAAAUUUGAGUUCUGUAUCCCUCAUCUCCUGGUUUCCUUCAUUCCUCUGAGGAUGCUUUGUCUGGGCCCUUCCCCUUGCUGGUUACUUCCACUGAGUCCUGGUUUUUGGUUUGUUGUUGUUGUUAUUUUGGGUUUUUUUGUUUUGUUUUGUUUUGUUUUAACUCCAAUUUCCAUACCAGCAGAUUUGACAAGUGGGCUCAGAUGCUAAAGGACUCCUUAGUCAGAGCCUGGAGUUUGAGUGCCUGAGCUGCCGAGGUCCCAUAAAUCUCCAGGCAGGAGGCCAGAUCCUGGAGCCUGUGUGCAGAGUUUCACUGAAUUCCUUUUUUCAUUUGUUGUCCACUUUCAGGAAAACUAGGGUUCCCAGGCCAAAAACCCCCUCACGUGCUAUUGAGAACAAACCUCUCAUCACUGUCCGGGUCAGAGGAGGGAAGAGUCUCUGUAGAUGUUUGAGGAGAAGCAGAGGUUAUAACUAACUCAGAACACUUUUCUGGGUCUGUUUCACCUUUUCCACGUCCCAAAGGCUCAGGACUUCUGCUUGCACCUCCCUAGAGGAUCCAAGUCCUUCACAGUCACUAGCAGGGAUAGUAGGGGAGGGGUAGGUGAUGGAUACUUAGGUGGUGGGUGGGUGAGUGAGUGACGGAUAAUAUAUAGCUGGAUGAGUAGAUGGUUGGAUGGAUAGAUGCAUGGGUAGUCGGAGAGUUAGGAGUCGGGAUGCCAAGGAGAUAUUGAACAAGAGGAUGUGUUAAUAGAUGGGUACAUGAAUUACAGAUCAGAUGGUGGUGGGUUGGUGGAUGCAUGGACCAUAGAUGUGGUGAAGGAUGGAUAGGUGAGUAUAGAUGUUGGAGAAGAGGAGAGGGGGUCAGUGGAUGGCUCAGAGACUUCUGUGGGUGCUGAGUCUAACAGCCCCAGUAAAGCUUGGGUGAGAAGUAGCUCACUGCAAGAGGAGAGGCUAGGAGCUGCCCCCUUCUGGGUUCUGUGAGCCUGGUGCUGGGUCUGGCCUGGAGCAGAUUGGUCGAGUCCUGCUUCUCAUCAGCUGGUUCCCAAAUGCUCGGAUAUGCUUAUCUUCAAGUGGUUUGGAGGUGAGCAACAUUAAUAGUUCUCCUUAGGAUAGGAGCUAGCUAUCCAGGUUUGUUCGGAAAGCUCCUCCAGAGGGCUUGUGCAUCCACACUGGGACAUCUGUGGUUGUGCGGUGGGUGAGGGGCCUCCUGAGCCUGUCAUCCUCACUCUCUCCAGAGCAGCACCUUCCUGUAGGGCCCAGAGCUCCAGACUGGCUAGAGAGCUUCCCUACUGCAGGCCAGGGAGGUUCCUUAAAUGUUAGAGCACCAGUUUCAGUUGGAGGUGGGCCCUGCGUGAGCAAAUGGGGCCUUUUCACUCACUCUGAGCCCUUGGCGUCAGCCCUGGAAGUCUGUGUCUGGGCCAGUGCUUUUGUCUCUUCACAGCUGGGGCUGCACGAAGUAUAACUACACUUUCAAUGGCUCAUCCUCUGAGUUCCACUGGGCUCCCAUCCUGUGGGUGGAGAGGAAAAUGGCUCUGUGGGUGAUCCAGGUCAUUGUGGCCACAAUAAGCUUCUUAGAGACCAUGCUCAUCAUUUACCUCAGCUACAAAGGCAACAUCUGGGAGCAGAUAUUCCAUGUGUCUUUCGUCUUGGAGAUGAUCAACACACUGCCCUUCAUCAUCACGGUGGGUGAGCCCCAGCCCCAAGCUCUGCUACCCAAGCCCCGCCUGACCUCUCCCCAACACCACAGGUCUUCUGGCCACCUCUGCGGAACCUGUUCAUCCCCGUGUUUCUCAACUGCUGGCUGGCCAAGCAUGCGCUGGAGAACAUGAUUGGUGUCUGUGGGUUCUGAUGGCUGCAUUCUCUGCAGAAUGACUUCCACCGUGCCAUCCUACGCACACAGUCAGCCAUGUUCAACCAGGUGCUCAUCCUGUUCUGCACCCUGCUGUGCCUGGUCUUCACAGGGACCUGUGGGAUCCAGCACCUGGAGCGAGCAGGUGGCAACUUGAACCUGCUGACCUCCUUCUACUUCUGCAUCGUGACUUUCUCAACUGUGGGCUUCGGUGAUGUGACGCCCAAGAUCUGGCCAUCCCAGCUCCUGGUGGUCAUCCUGAUCUGUGUCACCCUUGUGGUGCUCCCACUGCAAUUUGAAGAGCUUGUCUACCUCUGGAUGGAGCGUCAGAAGUCAGGGGGCAACUAUAGCCGCCACCGAGCACGGACGGAGAAGCACGUAGUCCUGUGUGUGAGCUCCCUCAAGAUUGAUCUCCUCAUGGACUUCCUGAAUGAGUUCUAUGCCCAUCCCCGGCUCCAGCAGGACUACUACGUGGUCAUCCUGUGUCCCUCUGAAAUGGACGUCCAGGUGCGCAGGGUGCUGCAGAUUCCCCUGUGGUCCCAGCGGGUCAUCUACCUCCAGGGCUCUGCCCUCAAGGACCAGGAUCUCAUGCGAGCCAAGAUGGACAACGGAGAGGCCUGCUUUAUCCUCAGCAGCAGGAAUGAGGUGGACCGCACAGCUGCGGAUCACCAGACCAUCCUUCGAGCCUGGGCUGUGAAGGACUUUGCCCCCAACUGUCCCCUCUAUGUCCAGAUCCUCAAGCCCGAAAACAAGUUUCACGUCAAAUUUGCUGACCACGUGGUAUGCGAGGAAGAGUGCAAGUACGCCAUGCUGGCCCUGAACUGCAUCUGCCCGGCCACCUCCACCCUCAUCACCCUGCUGGUGCACACGUCCCGUGGCCAGGAAGGACAGGAGUCUCCCGAGCAGUGGCAGCGCACGUACGGGAGGUGCUCGGGCAACGAGGUGUACCACAUUCGCAUGGGUGACAGUAAAUUCUUCCGGGAGUAUGAGGGCAAGAGCUUCACCUACGCAGCCUUCCACGCGCACAAGAAAUAUGGGGUGUGCCUCAUCGGGCUGAAGCGUGAGGAGAACAAGAGUAUCCUGCUGAACCCAGGACCACGGCACAUCCUGGCUGCCUCCGACACCUGCUUCUAUAUCAAUAUUACCAAGGAGGAGAACUCAGCUUUCAUCUUCAAACAGGAGGAGAAGCAGAAGAGACGGGGCCUUGCAGGGCAGGCACUAUAUGAAGGGCCCUCCCGGCUCCCAGUGCAUAGCAUCAUCGCCUCUAUGGGGACAGUGGCCAUGGACCUGCAGAACACAGAUUGCCGGCCCUCCCAGGGUGGCAGUGGCGGGGACGGCACAAAGCUGACUCUGCCCACCGAGAACGGCUCUGGUAGUCGACGCCCCAGCAUCGCACCCGUUCUGGAGUUGGCAGACAGCUCAGCCCUGUUGCCCUGCGACCUGCUGAGUGACCAGUCAGAGGAUGAGGUGACACCCUCGGACGACGAGGGGCUCUCUGUGGUUGAGUACGUGAAGGGCUAUCCCCCCAACUCACCCUACAUUGGCAGCUCCCCGACUUUAUGCCACCUCCUGCCUGUGAAAGCCCCCUUCUGCUGCCUGCGGUUGGACAAGGGCUGCAAACACAACAGCUACGAGGAUGCCAAGGCCUAUGGGUUCAAGAACAAGCUGAUUAUUGUCUCUGCUGAGACGGCAGGCAACGGGCUCUACAACUUCAUCGUGCCUCUGCGCGCCUACUACCGGUCCCGCCGGGAGCUCAACCCUAUCGUGUUGCUGCUUGACAACAAGCCUGACCACCACUUCCUGGAGGCCAUCUGUUGCUUCCCCAUGGUCUACUACAUGGAGGGAUCCGUGGACAACCUGGACAGCUUACUGCAGUGUGGCAUCAUCUAUGCUGACAACCUGGUGGUGGUGGACAAGGAGAGCACUAUGAGCGCUGAAGAGGACUACAUGGCAGAUGCCAAGACCAUCGUCAAUGUGCAAACCAUGUUCCGGCUUUUCCCCAGUCUCAGCAUCACCACGGAGCUCACACACCCUUCCAACAUGCGGUUCAUGCAGUUCCGUGCCAAGGACAGCUACUCUCUGGCUCUUUCCAAACUUGAAAAGCAAGAACGGGAGAACGGCUCCAACCUGGCCUUCAUGUUCCGCCUGCCAUUUGCUGCUGGUCGAGUAUUUAGUAUCAGCAUGUUGGAUACACUGCUCUACCAGUCCUUCGUGAAGGACUACAUGAUCACCAUCACCAGGCUGCUCUUGGGCCUUGAUACUACACCAGGCUCCGGCUACCUCUGUGCAAUGAAGGUAACCGAGGACGACCUGUGGAUCCGCACUUACGGCCGCCUCUUCCAGAAACUCUGCUCCUCCAGCGCCGAGAUCCCCAUCGGCAUCUACAGGACCGAGUGCCAUGUCUUCUCGGAGCCCCAUGACGUCAGAGCCCAGGGGGGCCCAGACAUAGCCCUCCUGCCUGCCCAGUCUCAGAUCUCGGUGAACAUGGAGGACUGCGAGGAUACUCGGGAGGCCAAGGGACCCUGGGGCACACGAGCUGCAUCUGGCAGUGGCAGCACCCAUGGCCGUCACGGGGGCAGUGCUGACCCAGUGGAGCACCCACUACUACGUCGCAAGAGCCUGCAGUGGGCCCGCAAGCUGAGUCGCAAGAGCACCAAGCAGGCAGGGAAGGCACCUGUGGCCACAGACUGGAUCACCCAGCAGCGGCUCAGCCUGUACCGACGCUCAGAGCGCCAGGAGCUCUCAGAGCUGGUCAAGAACCGAAUGAAGCACCUGGGACUGCCCACCACUGGCUAUGAGGACGUAGCAAAUUUAACAGCCAGUGAUGUGAUGAAUCGGGUAAACCUGGGAUAUUUGCAAGAUGAGAUGAACGAUCAUCACCAGAACACCCUUUCCUAUGUACUCAUCAACCCCCCGCCAGACACAAGACUGGAACCCAACGACAUUGUGUACCUCAUCCGUUCCGACCCCCUGGCCCAUGUGGCCAGCAGCUCCCAGAGUCGGAAAAGCAGCUGCAGCAACAAGCUCUCAUCCUGUAAUCCUGAGACCAGGGAUGAGACCCAGCUCUGAGCCCCAUGCUGGGGCGAACAGGACGACACAGGAGAAGAGAGGAGACACUGUCACAGGCUGGCCUGGCCCAAGCAGGCUGCAUUAUGACUUUAUACAGUGGCUCCAAGACUUGCCCCCAGAAAGGAAAUCCUCUCAGUGGGGCCAGUCGUGAGACCACUGGACCACUCUGGAAAGUGGCAUGAAGCAUUUUUUUAACCUUUUUUACAAAUCUGAAUGAUUUGCAUCUCUUUACAUAGCUGUACCACAACUCGUGACUGGGGUCUGGCUAAAGAGUGAGGCAAGCAGACAGGACAGGGACUGGACCCUAUCCUGGAUCCCUCCGUCUUGCAUGGCUUCACUCAGCAAUUUCUGAAGGGGUGCUGGGGUGCAUGGGAGAAGUAAUGACCUGGAACUGGAGAGUUCCAUAGGGGACUGGGGAGUCCUCCUGCAUGGAAGCCAGCUGUGUUCUCUAGCCAUUCAACAUGCUGUUCUGAUCAGUUUCUGCAUGGUUCUGGGAGUACACCAGGGCCUAUGGGGUGCCUCUCCCCAGAACCAGGCAAGGGGCCAACCAGUAAAGGUGCCAUGCCCUUUAAGAGGAGAAAAACAGAGGGGCUUAGAAACCUGGUCGGGAGAGCCCCAACCUGAGUCUGAGCUCUGCAGCCCCUGCAUGGGGGAGGGGGACCACAGUGGCUCCUCCAGAAGUCCUGAGCUGUGGAUGGAAGUCAAAAUGUUCUUUCUAGCUCUCACACUUGAGCUUUCCUAGCCAUGGCCUUUGGGGACAUCGAACUGGCAGAUGAUGUGUCUCCACAGACCAUUUCACACUCAAACUCUUGUCUCUAAACUCCUGAUCUGAGAAGCACAAUUAGCUCUGGGCCCUGGUCAUGCCUCAGGUCUCCAGGGAUUGCUUCAGGCAGCUGACUUCAUUCUUGUUUAUGGUUUGUAUGAUCAGAACUGGAACCUUCUAUUAAAAUGGAUACAUCCUGCAGGCAUGCAUGGAACAAGGCAGCCCACCAUAGCUCUGGAAUGGUGGUGGUGGUGGUGGGGAGACAGCUGAGGCUCACCUGUUUUAGGGUUAGAAUUGCCUCAUGUAUCCCUCACCCCAGACUUCACAGACUAGCUCCCAACCUCUGGGAUGGCCAGCAGGGCCUUCCCAAAAUAGUAAUGAAAUCCUCUGUGGCUGCAGGUGGCUGGGCCUAGACAGCUGCUCCAAGGUGUAUGGGGACGUGAUCCCCAGAGGACCUCUUGGCAAGCUUUCCAUUGGUUUCCCCCUAUGGUCCAGUCCAGCAUGUCCCAAAGAUAGGCACAACUCACUUAAGGUCUCAACGCCUGGAGAUCCACCCUUACCCCACACUUGGGAGGAAGGUGUCCCUGAUGUGACUAUGUGAACUUCCCCCUUAAGUGUCCUGAAAGGUUGGGGUGAAGGGAUGGGACCAAAGGGCCUACACUUCCUCAGCCAGAGCAGAUGGAACCUCAGGAGAGCAGGAGAUAAGGGUCAAGGCAGUUGCUGUAGCUUGCUUGAGAGCACUUGCACCUACGUCUCCCCUUCCCAUAACCUGCCUGCAUAUCCAGCCUUCCUAUUGCCACUCUGUGCCUGUUGGAACCUUCUUGCUCACAAAGUAUGCAUGAGUCCUGGUGAGGUGUAAUGGGACAGAGCUGGCUCUAAGGACUCAGGGAAGAAGUUUGGGGGCUUGGGUAGAGAAGCAGGUGGCUCACACAGGGCUUGGCUGGCCAGGACUUAUCUAGGCUAGGAUCUGUCAGUGGCCAUCACUCUGGAGCAGGAGGGGUCUGAGUCUAUACUCACAUUCUCUCUCCCUGCUCAGCCACCUGCCAGGCUGCUGAGCCCAGAGAAACAGGAAAGCUGGUCUUCAUCUAGAUGGGACUAAAUAGCCUUCAAGUCCAUGGGAAGAGCUGCCACUUCUGAGGCACCUUGGGGAAAGCCACCUGCUCCAGGCCCUGUCAGGAUGUUUACUCUCGUGUUCAUCUGCAGCAUGGAAACACAUUUCAGACUUUAACAGUGUGAGGAGGGCACUCCUCCCACAGCUAUAGACAGAUACUUCCAGCCCAGCCUUUGCUAGCUUUUAAAGAUGCCCAGCCCUGGGGCUGGCAUUUGGGCCAGGAGGAUUUGUGUGCUCAGAUACCAGUCACCAGAUCAAUAAAAGCCACCUGCACACCUGGAA
This is a messenger RNA of Mus musculus (house mouse), 8071 nucleotides long. It is a transcript of the gene Kcnt1, whose product is annotated as potassium channel, subfamily T, member 1. Gene Ontology annotation, molecular function: intracellular sodium-activated potassium channel activity; chloride-activated potassium channel activity; potassium channel activity. Gene Ontology annotation, cellular component: plasma membrane; membrane. Gene Ontology annotation, biological process: protein homotetramerization; potassium ion transmembrane transport; potassium ion transport. The coding region runs from base 2904 to 5915 and encodes 1003 amino acids. Lineage: Eukaryota; Metazoa; Chordata; Mammalia; Rodentia; Muridae. The transcript has 29 exons. The record is from RefSeq and is a predicted model, not a curated record.